AUGUUUGAUGAGUGUGAAACUUACAGGCUGUGGCGAAUUAAGAAGACCAUCCUAAAGAUGUGUCACGAUAGGGGCUAUCUUGUUAUGCAAAAAGAACUGGAACAAACAUUGGAUGAAUUUAAAGAGGCUGUUGGCGAUCCACCUAGUAGGAAGGAUCUGCUCAUGGUUGUCAACCAUGAAGAGGAUCCAGCCGAUAUGCUUUACGUCUUUUUUCCUGAAGAGGAUAAAGUUAACAUGAAAACAAUUCGUGCCUAUGUUGACCAGAUGCAGCAGGAUCACACCUACAAGGCCAUUCUUGUACUUCGAGAUGGGGGUCUGACGCCAGCUGCGAAGACGGCCAUCAGUGAAAUGUCUCACAAGUACACUUUGGAGUCAUUCUAUGAGAACGAACUCAUGGUUAAUAUAACUGAACAUCAGCUCGUUCCGAAGCAUAGCGUUCUAACAAAUGAGGAAAAGAAGGAGCUCCUGGAUGGAUAUCGUCUAACGGAAAGCCAGCUCCCGAAAAUGCAGGUGAGUGAUCCUGUGGCCAGGUAUUACGGCCUGAAACGCGGUCAAGUAGUGCGAAUUAAUCGACCAUCCGAAACAGCCGGUCGUUACAUCACCUAUCGUAUCGUUGUGUAG
Messenger RNA from Hydatigera taeniaeformis, 621 nucleotides. Lineage: Eukaryota; Metazoa; Platyhelminthes; Cestoda; Cyclophyllidea; Taeniidae. The record is from the annotation of a GenBank genome assembly.